AUGGCCUCAGUAAAGAUAUUCAGCUUAGCUGUCAAAACAUUGGCUAAACCCAUAGCUAACACGAUAAAAUCACAAGCUGCCCAACAUGACACAUUUAAGAAUAUCUGUAUAGGUCUAGCUCAGCGGAUGCACCGUACGGAAGCCAGGAUGAGAAUGGGGCUCUUAAAUGCUGAAUCCGGUCAGAUAAAACCUCUAAAUGACGCUAGGGCAAUACAGAAUGGAGCCACGACCCUCGCCGAAACGUUCUUGUUUCUAGUUGGAGCGGGUCUGAUAGUAGGGGAAUCAUAUAGGUCAUCAAGGAAAGAGGAGAAACGACGGGAUGCCGUACAGGAUAGAUUGAAUGAUUUGGAGAAUGAAGUCAAGAGGUUGAAUGAUGAAUUGGAUGGGACGAAGGAAGGAGGUUGGAGGGAAGGUAUAGGUGAGAUAAAAGAGAGGAGCGAGAAUAUCGAACGUAGAUUAGAUACCAUAGUGAACAACGGCCUUAAGGCAGGAUGGAUAUCGUUAGGGCACAAAGAACAAGGGGAGAUAUUACCGCUGUUGGAAGGGUCAAGAGCGGAAGAAGGGCUGAGCUCGGCGUUCCAUAUACAGGGUCGGGAGAGUGGCAUUUCGGAGCAGUAG
Molecule: messenger RNA, 618 nt
Organism: Kwoniella mangroviensis CBS 8507
Lineage: Eukaryota; Fungi; Basidiomycota; Tremellomycetes; Tremellales; Cryptococcaceae
Exons: 6
Coding region: 1-618 (205 amino acids)
Biological process (GO): regulation of lipid metabolic process
Cellular component (GO): mitochondrion
Source: RefSeq, a predicted model, not a curated record